This is a messenger RNA of Purpureocillium takamizusanense, 4590 nucleotides long. RefSeq lists its product as uncharacterized. Gene Ontology annotation, biological process: nucleoside metabolic process. NCBI's taxonomy places the organism in Eukaryota, Fungi, Ascomycota, Sordariomycetes, Hypocreales, Ophiocordycipitaceae. The transcript has 5 exons. Gene Ontology annotation, molecular function: catalytic activity; protein binding; snoRNA binding. Gene Ontology annotation, cellular component: small-subunit processome. Bases 1 to 4590 code for a protein of 1529 amino acids. The record is from RefSeq and is a predicted model, not a curated record.
AUGACGAUACUAGACGAUACGAGCCUCUACACCGUAGGAUGGAUUGCUGCUCUUCCGAUCGAGCGCGCUGCGGCGACCGCUUUACUCGACGAACGGCACGAAACACCGCACGGAUUCAACCAGCAUCAGUCUGACACGAAUGCGUAUACGUGGGGCCGAGUUGGCGAGCACAACAUUGUCAUAGCGUCGCUUCCUGCGGGUGUUUAUGGGACGACAUCAGCAGCGACGACUGCGUUGAACCUCCUGUCGUCUCUGCCCCAAAUCAGAAUCGGACUGCUGGUCGGAAUUGGCGGAGCAGUUGCUCGACCGGACCAGGGUCGCGACAUCCGUCUGGGCGAUGUUGUCGUUAGCCAACCCGAGGGAACUGAGGGGGGUGUUGUUCAGUAUGACCUAGGAAAGGCUACGUCGAACGACUCAUGGGAGCGAAAAGGCUCUCUGAACAUGCCUCCGCCAGUUCUCCUCCAUGCGCUGGCGAGCUUGCAGGCCGAGCACGAGAUUUCACCGACAAAGGUUCCCGAUCUCCUCCGCGGCAUGUGGGCCGCCAAUCCCCAGAUGACAAAGCCCAAACCAAAUGCCCCUGCCUAUGUCCAUCAGGGCCUCGACAAUGAUAGGCCCUUCAUGUCGACGUACGACCAUGCUGGCGGCGGUACUUGCCAGAUGUGCGACGUAUCCAAAGAAGUCCAGCGCAAUCAACGCGACACGACAGAUCCAUAUAUCCACUAUGGAGUCAUUGCUUCUGGACACAGCCUGAUCAAGGAUGCCAUCGCUCGCGACAGGAUUGCAGACGACCUUGGGAGGAAGUGCGUUUGUUUUGAGAUGGAGGCUGCUGGUCUGAUGAACCACUUUCCUUGCCUUGUGAUUAGGGGAAUCUGCGACUACGCUGAUUCGCACAAGAACGAUCGGUGGCAGCGAUCCAUCUGUGAAGAUGUGAAGAAUAUUCAAUCCGUCACGGCCAAGGUGAAGGAAGGAGUACAAGACGUGCGCGCCAUCGUUUGCGAUAUCGAUCAGAGAAACAAAGACGACAAGGAUCAGAAGUGUAUGCGACACCUGUACGUGACAGACCCCCGCGAGGAUAAGAAGCGAAUCCAAGAAGCAAAGGGCCGCCUGCUCAAGGGUUGUUACGGCUGGAUUCUUGACCACGCCGACUUCCAGCGAUUUCGCGAGGAUUCGCAAAGCCGGCUGCUCUGGAUCAAGGGCGACCCUGGUAAGGGCAAGACUAUGCUCCUUUGCGGCAUCAUCGACGAGCUAGAGAAGCGAACCAACAAUUUGCUGUCCUAUUUCUUCUGCCAGGCCACAGAGACUCAACUGAGCGAUGCGGUGUCUGUGCUGCGAGGCCUCAUCUAUCUGCUCAUCGACCGACAACGAUCGCUCAUCUCGUAUGUCCGUUCCAAGCAUGAUGUUACUGGCGAGAAGCUCUUCCAGGGCAGUAAUGUCUGGUUUUCUCUGGUCGAGAUACUCAGGGAGAUGCUCCAGGAUCCGACUUUGAAAGACGCCAUCUUGAUUGUCGACGCCCUUGAUGAGUGCACCGAACGAGCCCAGCUUCUUGAUUUCAUCAUUCAAUCGUCGACAUUUCCGUCCCACAUCAAGUGGAUCAUAGCCAGUCGCAAUUGGCUAGAUAUUGAGGAAAAACUUGACAGCGCGGAACAGAAGGUCAGAUUGCAACUCGAGUUGAACAAGGAUUCAAUCUCCAAAGCCGUCGACACGUACAUUGGACACAAGGUGGAGGAACUGGCCGGCCUCAAGAAUUACGACAGUGAAACAAAAGAAACUGUUCGACGCCAUUUGGCUGCCAAUGCCGACGGCACCUUUCUUUGGGUAGCCUUGGUCUGUAAAGGGCUUGCAGAUACCGCGGUAGUCCGAAAACGGCACACCCUUUCAAAGUUGAAGUUAUUCCCACCAGGACUCGAUCUCCUCUACGAGCGCAUGAUGGAACAAAUCUCUGGUUCCAAUGAUGCAAACAUUUGCAAGGACAUACUGGCUAUUACUUCGGUCGUAUACCGACCAAUAACCUUGGAUGAGUUGAAGGUUCUUGUCGAGUCGCUUGAGAAGGAAGACUACAAUGACCUGCCACAAAUCAUCACGUCAUGCGGUUCUUUCUUGACUCUUCGAGGAGGUGUCAUCUACUUUGUUCAUCAGUCAGCGAGGGAUUUCCUGCUAAAGAAGGCAUACGACGAAAUCCUCCCUUCGGGCACCGCACACCGGCACUACGCCAUCUUCUCAAGGUCAUUGGAAACUCUGUCAAGGACUCUUCGUCGAGACAUUUACAACCUGGGCGCCCCAGGGUUUCCCUCUGAUCAGAUCUCGCUGCCUGACCCCGACCCAUUGGCUUCAAUACGGUAUUCUUGCGUCUACUGGGUUGACCAUCUCGUUGCCUGUGAACCCAAGGGAAAGAUGAGCGAGGAAACCUUACAAGACGGUGGCGUCGUUCAUGACUUCAUUAAAAAGAAGUAUUUGAAUUGGCUAGAGUGUCUGAGUCUCCUACGCAAUACGUCAGAGGGAGUUUUGGCAGUGCAGAAGCUCGAAGCUUUAGUAAGAAAUGCGAAAGCACAAGAAUUGACCACACUACUCCAAGAUGCGCGCCGUUUUAUUCUUUUUCACAGGAGGGCUAUGGAAAUCGCUCCAUUGCAAGUCUACGCGUCAGCACUUGUGUUUAGUCCCACCCGCAGUCUAAUCAGAGAGAUCUUUCAGGAAGAAGAGCCACAUUGGGUGAUCUUGAAACCACGUAUGGAAUCGGCCUGGAACGCAUGCCUGCAAACGCUCGAGGGCCAUGGCGAUUUCGUGACCUCGGUAGCCUUCUCAGCGGAUGGCCAGCUCCUCGCGUCAGGCUCGUCCGAUAAGACGGUCAAGGUGUGGGAUGCGACAACGGGCGCAUGCUUGCAGACGCUCGAGGGCCACGACGAUUGGGUGAGGUCGGUGGCCAUCUCGACUGAUGGCCAGCGCCUCGCGUCAGGCUCGAACGAUGGGACAGUCAAGGCGUGGGAUGCGGGAACGGGCGCGUGUUUACAGACGCUCGAGGGCCACGACGAUUUCGUGAUGUCGGUAGUCUUCUCGGCCGAUGGCCGGCGCCUCGCCUCGGGCUCGUCCGAUCAGACGGUCAAGGUAUGGGAUGCGACAACGGGCGCGUGUGUGCAGACGCUCGAGGGCCACGACGCUUGGGUGAGGUCGGUGGCCUUCUCGACCGAUGGCCAGCGCCUCGCGUCAGGCUCGUCCGAUACGACAGUCAAGGUGUGGGAUAUGGCAACAGGCGCGUGCGCGCAGACGCUCGAGGGCCACGGCGAUUUCGUAAUGUCGGUAGUCUUCUCGGCUGAUGGCCGGCGCCUCGCCUCGGGCUCGUCCGAUAAGACGGUCAAGGUAUGGGAUACGGCAACGGCCGCGUGCGUGCAGACGUUCGAGGGCCACGACCGUUCGGUAUUAUCGGUGGCCUUCUCGGCCGAUAGCCAGCGUCUCGCGUCAGGCUCAGACGACAAGACGGUCAAGGUAUGGGAUGCGACAACGGCCGCGUGCGUGCAGACGCUCGAGGGCCACGACCGUUCGGUAUUAUCGGUAGCCUUCUCGGCCGAUGGCCAGCGUCUCGCGUCAGGCUCAGACGACAAGACGGUCAAGGUAUGGGAUGCGACAACGGCCGCGUGUGUGCAGACGCUCGAGAGCCACGACCGUUUGGUGUGGUCGGUGGCCUUCUCGGCCGAUGGCCAGCGUCUCGCGUCAGGCUCAGACGACAAGACGGUCAAGGUAUGGGAUACGUCAACGGGCGCGUGUGUGCAGACGCUCGAGGGCCACGGCGGUUGGGUGAGGUCGGUGGCCUUCUCGGCCGAUGGCCAGCGCCUCGCGUCAGGCUCGUCCGAUAAGACAGUCAAGGUAUGGGAUGCGAUAACGGGCGCGCGUAUGCAGACGCUCGAGGGCCACGACGGUAGGGUGAGGUCGGUGGCCUUCUCGGCCGAUAGCCAGCGCCUCGCGUCAGGCUCGGAAGAUAAGACAAUCAAGGUGUGGGAUGUGGCCAUGGGCGCGUGCGCGCAGACGCUCGAGGGCCACGACACUUGGGUGUGGUCGGUGGCCUUCUCGGCCGAUGGCCAGCGCCUCGCGUCAGGCUCGUACGAUACGACGGUCAAGGUGUGGGAUACGACAACGGGCGCGUGUGUGCAGACGCUCGAGGGCCACGGCGGCUGGGUGUGGUCGGUAGCCUUCUCGGCCGAUGGCCAGCGCCUCGCGUCAGGCUCGUCCGAUAAGACAGUCAAGGUGUGGGACGCGGCAACGGGCGCUUGCGUGCGGACGUUCGAGAUUGAGACGGCGAUUACCCAUCUUUCCUUCGAUCAGACUCUCCUCUCUACCAACAUUGGCCUUCUGAACCUGAAUCUCCAGGCUCUACUGCCUGCCACUAGUCAGUCGACUGACGCAACCGCACGGGGUGUUCGCCAUUUUGGCUGGGGUAUAAGUACAGACGGUGUAUGGAUUGUAAAUGAUGGGAAGAGGAUGCUUUGGUUGCCUCCGGAAUUUCGUGGGGCGGAAGCGGCUGUGGUGGGAUCGACGAUUGCUAUCGGCUGUCGUUCAGGCCGUGUUCUGGCGAUGAAGUUUUCUCAGAGCCACAAACAGUAA